AUGUUGGCAUCGCUCGCCCGUCGCAUCCAGCCCCGCGCUCCGGCCGCGUUUGUGCGCCUGAGCUCGUCGCUCAUGUCGGACGUCCACGGCACGACGCACGGCAAGAAGCACUGGAAAAACAAGCCGCUGUUCCGUCGCGGGGGCGACAAGCGGUUCCGCAAUGGUCAGGAGGCUGCGGACAUGUUGACGGACGAAGUGAUUCGUCGCGAUCCGAACCAGGAGGAGUACGUACAAGCCGUGCAAAACUUUGUCGACUCGGUGGUGCCCGUUUUCGACCGGUACCCCAAGUACGCGUGGGUCAUGAAGACGCUGAUGGAGCCAGAGCGUGUGAUCCAGUUUCGAGUCCCGUGGAUCGAUGACGAGGGCAGCAGCCGUGUCAAUCGCGGCUUCCGUGUUCAGUUCUCUAGUGCUUUGGGUCCCUAUAUGGGUGGCCUGCGUUUCCACCCAGAGACAACACACGGCAUCGCCAAGUUCUUGGGCUUUGAAACUAUUUUCCGCAAUGCACUGGCUGGUCCCUAUGGCGGUGCACACGGUGGCUCGGAUUUUAAUCCGAUGGACAAAAGCGAGUCGGAGAUCAUGCGCUUCUGCCAGUCGUACAUGACAGAAUUGGCUAAUUACAUUGGUCCGCACACGGAUGUACCGACGUCGGGCGUAGGCGUUGGACCACAGGAGAUUGGAUACAUGUUCGGACAGUACAAGCGACUGCGUCAACUGCAUCCGGGAGGCACGGAAGGGAUUUUGAGUGGUGGUGCUUACCAUUAUCCACAGGCUACUGGCUACGGUGUGGCCCACUUUGCCAAUCGUAUUCUCGAGUCCCGUGGAGAGUCCAUGAAGGGAAAGCGCUGUCUCAUCUCGGGCAGUGGCACAGUGGCGCUCAGUGUUGCGCAGAAACUCUUGGAUCUCGGUGCCAUCCCAAUCGGAAUGAGCGACAAUUUCAGCUACGUGAUCGAGGAGCAGGGAUUUACAAAGAAAAGUCUGGAAGAGCUCAUGCGCAUCAAGGAAAAGCGUAAUGCGCGUCUCGGUGCUUAUAUCAUGUCGUCCACCACGGCCAACUACCACCCGACUGAGGAAGGUCGUCUGUGGGAAACACCUUGUGACUACGCCUUCCCGUGCGCUAUUCAGAACGACGUGGGUGCUGAUGAUGUGCGUCUACUUGUGAAGAACGGCUGCAAGGGCAUUUUUGAAGGAGCCAAUUUCCCUUGCACAGACGAAGCCGUUCGGCUCAUCAAGCAGCACGAUCUGGCUUUCGGCCCGAACAAGGCUCUAAAUGGCGGCUCCUUCGCAUUAAUCACGAAUAACCUCGGGGCGUCGACGCAGCUAUCCGACGAGGAGGUGGACAAGAUCGUCAAAGAUUACAUGUACGAGCUGCAUGACCGCGUAGCAGCUUCCGCGGAGGAGUUUAAUGCUGCAGGUGAUCUCCACAUGGGCGCUAACAUCACGGCUUUCAUGAGCGUGGCCUCUGCCAUGUUCCGCCAGGGUGUAGUAUAA
This is a messenger RNA of Hyaloperonospora brassicae, 1488 nucleotides long. Lineage: Eukaryota; Oomycota; Peronosporomycetes; Peronosporales; Peronosporaceae. The record is from the annotation of a GenBank genome assembly.